UACAGCCAGAGACAGCCUGCCGGGUCUUUGUACCCCGAUAUGCUCCCUUCCGUGGUAUUGGGACUCCCCCCGAGGUGUGUUGCACAGCUGACUCUACCCCUUGCUGUACAUGCAGCAGUCACCGAUGGGUUAACAUGCUUACGGCACACAUGGCGUCGGGCUGCAGCCCGCUGGAGUCGGCCAUUGAAGUUCUGGUGCGUAAUUUCUACAUCUACGCCGAGAAGAAGGGCAAACACGACAAAAUGAACAAGAAGGAGUUCCGCAAGAUGGUGACGCAGGAGCUGCAGCACGUCCUCACGAACACACAGAACAAAGAAGCCGCGAACAAGCUCAUCCAAUCACUGGACACCGACGAGGACGGGAAGAUAAGCUUUGAUGAAUACUGGACUCUGAUUGGUGAGAUCGCCAGGAAGCUGAGCCAGCAGAUGGCAAUGCAGUGUCAGGAACGGCCCUAGGCCUGGGGGCCCCCAUUCCUGCUAUACAUUAUGGGGUCUCCUGGACGAUCAGAGACAUUUCCGGAGGCAGUGUACCCACGCAGUAACGGGUUACAUUUCACCUCCCUGAAUCCUUUGCCUCUGUUGGUAACGCAGGUUUUGUCCGGGGAGUGAAGCGGAGCCGUGGAACAAGCCCCCCCCCGUUAGAGGUCGCUGGCCGGUAGGUGGCCGGUGUUGUUAUCACUGUAAUAGUGUGUGUGACUGUGAUACAAUGUACUCACCGCACACUCACAAUCAUUAUUCCUGUCUGUUGUGAUACGUUGUAACUGUGAACAGUAAAGUGUGCGUAUUGUGA
Messenger RNA from Spea bombifrons (plains spadefoot toad), 789 nucleotides. It is a transcript of the gene S100A16, whose product is annotated as S100 calcium binding protein A16. The transcript has 3 exons. The record is from RefSeq and is a predicted model, not a curated record. NCBI's taxonomy places the organism in Eukaryota, Metazoa, Chordata, Amphibia, Anura, Pelobatidae. Gene Ontology annotation, molecular function: transition metal ion binding; calcium ion binding. Gene Ontology annotation, cellular component: perinuclear region of cytoplasm. Bases 135 to 455 code for a protein of 106 amino acids.